This is a messenger RNA of Magnusiomyces paraingens, 1005 nucleotides long. RefSeq lists its product as uncharacterized. Gene Ontology annotation, cellular component: nucleus; DNA replication factor C complex. The transcript has a single exon. Gene Ontology annotation, molecular function: ATP hydrolysis activity; DNA binding; DNA clamp loader activity. The record is from RefSeq and is a predicted model, not a curated record. Gene Ontology annotation, biological process: DNA-templated DNA replication; DNA repair. Lineage: Eukaryota; Fungi; Ascomycota; Dipodascomycetes; Dipodascales; Dipodascaceae. The coding region runs from base 1 to 1005 and encodes 334 amino acids.
AUGUUAUUUUACGGCCCCCCUGGAACCGGAAAAACCUCUACUAUACUUGCGCUUGCAAAAGACCUUUUUGGUCCUGAUCUUAUGAAAACACGCGUUCUUGAGCUUAAUGCAUCUGACGAACGCGGAAUUUCCAUUGUAAGAGAAAAAGUAAAAAACUUUGCAAAAAUAGCAAUUUCUCAGGUUUCAGCUACUGCUCGUGAAAAAUAUCCAUGUCCACCAUAUAAAAUUGUUAUCCUUGAUGAAGCCGACUCUAUGACAUCUGACGCUCAGUCCGCAUUAAGACGUACAAUGGAGUUGUACUCUGAUACCACGCGCUUUUGUCUAAUUUGCAAUUAUGUUACUCGUAUCAUUGAUCCUAUUGCUUCACGCUGUGCAAAAUUUCGUUUCAAGUCACUUGAUGAAACUAAUGCUCUUUAUCGACUCGAAUUUAUAGCGCAAAAAGAAUCUUUAAAAUAUGAACCUAAGGUCCUCGAAUUUUUGCUCAAAAUUUCUGGAGGUGAUUUACGCAAAGCCAUUACUUUUCUUCAAUCAGUUGCACGACUUACGACUGUCCCGAUACCUAAUGAAACUUUAAAUGAUAUUAAUCUUGCCGAUCAAGAUGGAGAUGUUAUUAUGGCUGAAGAUUCUAAAUCCACACCGCCUUCAAUUACUGUAAAAAUGAUACAAGAAAUAGCAGGUGUUAUCCCUGAUGAUGUCAUUGAUUCCAUUAUUAUUUCAUGUACUUCUAAAAGUCCAUCAAAUAACUCUGCAGCAGAUUUUGGUUCCAAAGUUUUCAAAAAUGUUUUGGAUUUAACUGAAAAAAUCAUGUUGGAUGGGUGGAGUGCAACCCAGAUUCUUGCUCAACUUCAUGACAGAAUAAUAUUUGAUGAUAACUAUAGUUCUUCUAAAAAAAUUAAAUUUUCUUGGGUAAUUUCAGAGGCGGACAAACGAUUAUCGGAUGGCACCGAUGAAUAUUUAGAAGUGCUUAAUGUUUUAGCAAAAUUCGCCAUAUAUUUUUAUAAUUAG